Messenger RNA from Nematocida major, 285 nucleotides. RefSeq lists its product as uncharacterized. The transcript has a single exon. The record is from RefSeq and is a predicted model, not a curated record. Bases 1 to 285 code for a protein of 94 amino acids. NCBI's taxonomy places the organism in Eukaryota, Fungi, Microsporidia.
AUGCAGUUUUACUUGCAGAGUGCAGAGUAUCUUGGGAUUUUGCAGAAGGUCGUGGAGACUCUGCAGAUGCAGGAAAGGAGAAACGGGGCGGAGAGAGAGUGCUAUCUCCUGAGCCUGUUUACACGGCUGGAAGUCCUUCUCGAAAAAAGUGACAUAUCACAUCAGAGAAGCAAGCACGCCAGGCGACACUUAGACGUGAUCAAAAGGCUGUCCGAGGCCGUCCUAAGGGAGAAAGACCCUGUAAAGGCAGCCAUGCUUCUUUCCAUUAUAAACAGCCCAUUUUAG